CAGAAAACGGAUGCGGAAGUGAGUGGGUUCCGGAGCUGGGACAUGGAGUCCGGGCAGCAGCCGGUGUGGCGCAGCCUGGGGCUGCUUGGGCGAGGCGCGGACAGUCCCGGGCUGGGUCCGGGCAACUGUGAGAGGAGGCUGUUGUGGGCCGCUUCGUUGCUGUGCGUCUUGCUGGAUCUACAGUUGCCAGGUUUGUUGGCUGCUGGGCAAGCUGAGAUUGACAACCAUCUGGAAAUGGGUCGGAAGCUACUGGCUGCUGGGCAGCUGGCUGAAGCUCUCUCACACUACCAUUCGGCAGUGGAAAUUGAUCCAAAAAAUUACCUUACCUAUUACAAACGGGCAACCAUUUACCUGGCUAUGGGCAAGUUUAAAUCAGCACUGCCAGACCUCUCCAAAGCUAUUGAACUCAAGCCGGAUUUCCUGGUUGCCCGGCUUCAGCGAGGCAACAUCCUUCUGAAACAAGGGUACACCCAGGAAGCAAAACAAGACUUUGAAGCCGUGCUCAAGAGCAAUCCAGAUGAUGCAGAAGCCCAGAACCAGCUGUCAAGGGUUACAGAGCAAGAAUUUUCCACGCAAGAAGCUCGGACUGCCUUGCAGAAAAAAAACUAUCUGGGAGCGGUCAGUUUUCUGGAUCGAGUAAUUGAGAUCUCCCCUUGGGAUCCAGAAGCCAAAGAGCUGCGCUCCGAGUGCUACCUCCAUCUUGGUGACUACAAUAAGGCAAUCAUGGACUUGAAACCCACCACCAAGCUGCGGAAUGACAACAGGGCUGCUUUCCUUAAGCUCAGCAAGCUUUAUUACAACUUGGGAGAACAUGAGGAGUCCUUAACGCAAGCGCGGGAAUGCCUGAAGCUGGACCAGGACGACAAGGACUGUUUUUCCCACUACAAGCAAGUGAAGAAACUCACCAAGCAGCUGGAAUCUGCUGAGGAGCAUGUCAAAGCUCAGAGGUAUACAGAUGCCAUUGAGAAGUAUAAGGCAGCCAUGAAAACGGAGCCCAACGUAGAGAUCUACACCAUUAAGGCAAAAGGACGGAUCUGCCACUGUUUAUCCAAGAGCAAACAGAUUGUGGAAGCAAUAGAUCUCUGCAGCGAAGCUCACCGGCUUGAUCCCAGAAAUACAUUCAUCCUACGUGACAGAGCAGAGGCCUUCAUCCUGAACGAGGAGUUUGAGAAAGCCAUCGAAGAUUAUCAAGAAGCGAGAGAGUUUGAUGGUGAAAAUGAGGAAUUAAAAGAUGGGCUAGAGAGGGCACAGAAACUGCUGAAACAGUCCAAGAAGCGGAACUAUUACAAAAUUCUUGGAAUUCAGAGGAAUGCCAACAAGCAGGAGAUCAUCAAGGCUUAUCGAAAGCUGGCUCAGCAAUGGCACCCUGACAAUUUCCAGUCUGAAGAUGAGAAGAAGGAAGCCGAGAAAAAAUUCAUCGACAUUGCAGCUGCUAAAGAGGUCCUGACAGAUCCAGAAAUGCGACAGAAAUUCGACUCUGGUGAGGAUCCUUUAGACCCAGAGAAUCAACAAGGAGGGUCAGGACAUCAGCACCAGUGGGCGUCUGAGUUUAACCCCUUUGGCUCUGGGAACUUUCACUUCAAGUUUCAUUUUAAUUAAUUUGCCUGAGCCCUGAAGAGGAAUGCAACACCUUGGCCAGUGAGUUGAUGCACAAAGAUGACAGAAACAACUCCUACCCAAUGGAGGGGGCAGUUUACUGUCCCUACUUAUAUUCAAGUAUCCCUUUCCAGAUGACCAGAUGUUUGUUGUGCAAGACAGCCAGGACCUCAAGGAAGAUGGAGACCUCUUGCUUCUAGUUGUGAUUCCCAAGAAACAGUGGCCGGGAGAAGGGAUGUACAAUGCAUGCAGAGCCUUAAACCCGUCUCUGAAUCCUGCCUUUCCUAGGGACUUUUUAGAAGUUAGGUCGAGCUGAAUUGUGCGGUCCAGCUAAGCAUCUCUCAAGUUCUUCUUUGCACCUGCAAGGCCUGGGAAGCUGUUCCAGCCCAACUGUUUGCAACCCUUUGCCAAGGGAACAAUUCGUUUUUAAGCCCAAGAAAGGUGAAGGUGCCCUUUUUCCUCCUCCUUUGUUUUUUUAAAAGAAAGCGUGCCGUUUGAGUCCACCUUCCCAAGGAAAGCUUGGCCGAACAUGUUGACAUUUGAGUAAUGCCAUGCGUGGGAUGGUUGCGGUAACUGAUGCGGAUGGGGGGGAAAGCCCAGCUGAGCCCUGCAAAGAAUUUUGUUGUUGCCUCAUCUCUUUCUUGGUAGGGAGGAGUUGGGGAAUAAACUUUUGGGCAAGGCUGUCCAACCUUGAAAAGGCAGGGAGAAAGCCCCUGUGUCAGACUUGAAAAGGAAGAGGGUUAGUUCUGUUGCUUUGAGCCUUUCUGGAUGGUAUUCUGUAUUGGUGGAUUUUGGAAUUGCACAUUGACUGCUGCUCCUUUUGAGUACUGUGGAAGGACAUACCCAAGAACAGUAUGGAUUUGGGGACGGAAGUUGAUCCCUUUCACCACUCCAUGAAAUUCCCGUCUGUACCAGAGUUUAAUAUUUUUCCGGCAUAAGCCCUAGGCCAACAACAAUGCGGAACACCCUCAUUUUCUACAGUUAGUUAAAAUUUUAAAAAAAUUUCUCCUCCCCCUCCAUUUCUAUCUAGUACAGUCAUUAUAGAAAGCCUGGUUUGCUUCAGUUGUUAUCAUCAGAGGCCAAGGAAGAAAGAUUAAGGAGAGGUAUUAAUUUCCAUCUUUACUGAAAGUGUCAAGAUUAAAAGUUUCGUAUUGCAGAAAUAA
This is a messenger RNA of Candoia aspera, 2759 nucleotides long. Its product is annotated as dnaJ homolog subfamily C member 3-like. Gene Ontology annotation, biological process: protein folding in endoplasmic reticulum. NCBI's taxonomy places the organism in Eukaryota, Metazoa, Chordata, Lepidosauria, Squamata, Candoiidae. The record is from RefSeq and is a predicted model, not a curated record. The transcript has 12 exons. The coding region runs from base 43 to 1599 and encodes 518 amino acids. Gene Ontology annotation, cellular component: endoplasmic reticulum. Gene Ontology annotation, molecular function: misfolded protein binding; protein-folding chaperone binding.